Molecule: messenger RNA, 6097 nt
Organism: Homo sapiens (human)
Lineage: Eukaryota; Metazoa; Chordata; Mammalia; Primates; Hominidae
Gene: ATP5F1A
Product: ATP synthase F1 subunit alpha
Exons: 12
Coding region: 552-2063 (503 amino acids)
Biological process (GO): proton transmembrane transport; response to muscle activity; response to ethanol
Cellular component (GO): membrane; mitochondrion; transmembrane transporter complex
Molecular function (GO): ATP hydrolysis activity; adenyl ribonucleotide binding; ADP binding
Source: RefSeq, marked reviewed
CAUUUUGUCCCAGUCAGUCCGGAGGCUGCGGCUGCAGAAGUACCGCCUGCGGAGUAACUGCAAAGAUGCUGUCCGUGCGCGUUGCUGCGGCCGUGGUCCGCGCCCUUCCUCGGCGGGCCGGACUGGUGAGCACCGAAGGCCGGCAUGAUGCAGGCGGCCGGGUGGGGCUGCAGGGUGGUGGUGCGCCGGCUCGGGCGCUCUCUGCAGGAGGGCGAGGGGCUGUGGCGAAUGCCGCCAUCUUGCACCCGUGGCUUCUCCGGCUGGACAGAGCAGGCGACACAGGUGCCCUUUUGCUCGUCACCUGCGCAGAGGCAGAAUGGUACAGGGCAGACAGUUAACUCGAUGGUGUCCAGAGACAGGGCCUCAAGAUUCCUGUCUUCGGCUGACAGCGGCCCUAGAAGGGGGAUCUUGGGUGAAGGUCAGGGCUUGGGCGCUAGCUCUCCGAGGCCUGUUCUGAAUCGGUCUCCAGAAAUGCUUUGGGUUCAUCUUUCAUUGCUGCAAGGAACUUCCAUGCCUCUAACACUCAUCUUCAAAAGACUGGGACUGCUGAGAUGUCCUCUAUUCUUGAAGAGCGUAUUCUUGGAGCUGAUACCUCUGUUGAUCUUGAAGAAACUGGGCGUGUCUUAAGUAUUGGUGAUGGUAUUGCCCGCGUACAUGGGCUGAGGAAUGUUCAAGCAGAAGAAAUGGUAGAGUUUUCUUCAGGCUUAAAGGGUAUGUCCUUGAACUUGGAACCUGACAAUGUUGGUGUUGUCGUGUUUGGAAAUGAUAAACUAAUUAAGGAAGGAGAUAUAGUGAAGAGGACAGGAGCCAUUGUGGACGUUCCAGUUGGUGAGGAGCUGUUGGGUCGUGUAGUUGAUGCCCUUGGUAAUGCUAUUGAUGGAAAGGGUCCAAUUGGUUCCAAGACGCGUAGGCGAGUUGGUCUGAAAGCCCCCGGUAUCAUUCCUCGAAUUUCAGUGCGGGAACCAAUGCAGACUGGCAUUAAGGCUGUGGAUAGCUUGGUGCCAAUUGGUCGUGGUCAGCGUGAACUGAUUAUUGGUGACCGACAGACUGGGAAAACCUCAAUUGCUAUUGACACAAUCAUUAACCAGAAACGUUUCAAUGAUGGAUCUGAUGAAAAGAAGAAGCUGUACUGUAUUUAUGUUGCUAUUGGUCAAAAGAGAUCCACUGUUGCCCAGUUGGUGAAGAGACUUACAGAUGCAGAUGCCAUGAAGUACACCAUUGUGGUGUCGGCUACGGCCUCGGAUGCUGCCCCACUUCAGUACCUGGCUCCUUACUCUGGCUGUUCCAUGGGAGAGUAUUUUAGAGACAAUGGCAAACAUGCUUUGAUCAUCUAUGACGACUUAUCCAAACAGGCUGUUGCUUACCGUCAGAUGUCUCUGUUGCUCCGCCGACCCCCUGGUCGUGAGGCCUAUCCUGGUGAUGUGUUCUACCUACACUCCCGGUUGCUGGAGAGAGCAGCCAAAAUGAACGAUGCUUUUGGUGGUGGCUCCUUGACUGCUUUGCCAGUCAUAGAAACACAGGCUGGUGAUGUGUCUGCUUACAUUCCAACAAAUGUCAUUUCCAUCACUGACGGACAGAUCUUCUUGGAAACAGAAUUGUUCUACAAAGGUAUCCGCCCUGCAAUUAACGUUGGUCUGUCUGUAUCUCGUGUCGGAUCCGCUGCCCAAACCAGGGCUAUGAAGCAGGUAGCAGGUACCAUGAAGCUGGAAUUGGCUCAGUAUCGUGAGGUUGCUGCUUUUGCCCAGUUCGGUUCUGACCUCGAUGCUGCCACUCAACAACUUUUGAGUCGUGGCGUGCGUCUAACUGAGUUGCUGAAGCAAGGACAGUAUUCUCCCAUGGCUAUUGAAGAACAAGUGGCUGUUAUCUAUGCGGGUGUAAGGGGAUAUCUUGAUAAACUGGAGCCCAGCAAGAUUACAAAGUUUGAGAAUGCUUUCUUGUCUCAUGUCGUCAGCCAGCACCAAGCCUUGUUGGGCACUAUCAGGGCUGAUGGAAAGAUCUCAGAACAAUCAGAUGCAAAGCUGAAAGAGAUUGUAACAAAUUUCUUGGCUGGAUUUGAAGCUUAAACUCCUGUGGAUUCACAUCAAAUACCAGUUCAGUUUUGUCAUUGUUCUAGUAAAUUAGUUCCAUUUGUAAAAGGGUUACUCUCAUACUCCUUAUGUACAGAAAUCACAUGAAAAAUAAAGGUUCCAUAAUGCAUAGUUGUUUUCUGUCAUUUGUGUUAUUCUUUAAAACCAAGAUCAAAUUGAGAAAUUGGUAAGCAAAUGCUUCUUGAUCUAUUUUACUUGAAUAUUGGUACAGUCAACUGGGCUAGAUAAUUCAAGGCUGAGCUCUUUGUAAGUUUUUUUUUUGUUUUUUUUUUUGAGACUGAUUCUCACUCUGUCACUGAGGCUGGAGUGCAGUGGCACCCUGUCGGCCCACUGCAACCUCCGUCUCCGGGUUCAAGCAAUUCUCUUGCCUCAGCCUCCCACGUAGCUGGGAUUACAGGUGCCCACCACCACGCCUGGCUAGUUUUUUAGUAUUUUUAGUAGAGACGGGGUUUCACCAUGUUGGCCAGGCCGGUCACGAACUCCUGACCUCAGGUGAUCCACCUGCCUUGGCCUACCUACCACAGUGCUGGGAUUACAGGUGUGAGCCACCGCACCCGGCUGCUCUUUGUAAGUUUCUAGAGUACUUUGUGUUUAAGAGAAAUUCCUAAACUGGAUAUAUGUGGCAGGCUGACAAUACUGAAGAGCAUAGCUGGCUUCUCUGCCCAGAGGAUGUACCUGCAUAAAGAGGUACUGUAGGCAGGAAAAUAAUAGGACAGUUAAAAUUCUCAGGGAAAUGAAAAAAUUGCUGGAACAAAAGCUGAGAAGAUAGAAUGCAUAGGAUUAUGAAAACUUGUCAAUAUCUCUUUUGUUUGUUUUGUGACAGGGUCUCCAUCUCUCUCACCCAGGCUGGAGUACAGUGGUGUGAUCUCAGCUCACUGCAGCUUCUGCCACCUGGGUUCAAUUGAUUCUUCCACCUCAGCCUCCUGAGUAGCUGGGGUUACAGGCACAUACCACCACGCCCAGCCAAUUUUUCUACUUUUUGUAGAGGGAGGGUCUUGCCAUGUUGUCCAGGCUGAUGAUGAACUCCUUGGCUCAAGUGAUCCUCCUGCCUUGGUCUCCCAAAGUGCUGGGAUUACAGGUGUGAACUACCAUGCCCGGCCAUCUUUUAAUAUUUUCACAGCUACUUUAUUUCCUCUGUUACUAGCUUUUCAUAGCCUUUGCUCAUUCUUACUGCAUUAAAUUUUUUUUACUGAUUUAUUUAUUUUUUUGAGACAGAGUCUUGCUCUGUCACCUAGGCUGGAGAGCAGUGGCGUAAUCUCAGCUCACUGCACCUUUCACCUCCUGGGUUCAAGCGAUUCUCCUGCCUUAGCCUCCCAAUUAGCUGGGACCACAGGCCCAUGCCACCACACCCGGCUAACAUUUUGUAUUUUUAGUAGAGACAAGGUUUCACCAUGUUGGCCAUGCUGCUCUUGAGCUCCUGACCUCGUGGUCUGCCCGCCUCAGCUUCCCAAAGUGCUGGGAUUACAGGUGUGAGCCACCACGCCCAGCCUACUGAUUUAUUUAUUUACUUUUAAUUUUUCAUAGCCUUUGCUCAUUCUUAAUGUGUUACCUUUUUUUUUACUUAGUUAUUUAUUUAUUUGAGAUGGAGUCUCCGUCGUCCAGGCUGGAGUGCAGUGACCUGAUCUUGGCUCACUGCAACCUCUGCCUCCAGGUUCAAGCAAUUCUCCUGCCUCAGCCUCCCGAGAAGCUGGAACUACAGGCACCCACCACCAUGCCCUGCUAAUUUUUGUAUUUUUAGUAGAGGCGGGGUUUCACCAUAUUGGCCAGGCUGGUCUCGAACUCCUGACCUUGUGAUCUGCCUGCCUUGGCCUCCCACAGUGCUGGGAUUACAGGUGUGAGCCACCACACCUGGCCUUUUUUUUUUUUUUUUGAGACGGAGUCUCACUGUCUCCCAGGCUGGAGUGCAGUGGUGCGAUGUCGGCUCACUGCAAGCUCUGCCCCCUGGGUUUGCGCCGUUCUCCUGCCUCAGCCUCCCGAUUAGCUGGUACUACAGGCGCCUGCCAUCACGCCCAGCUAAUUUUUUUUUUUUUGUAUUUUUAGUAGAGACGGGGUUUCACCAUGUUCGCCAGGAUGGUCUCGAUCUCCUGACCUCAUGAUCCACUUACCUCGGCCUCCCAAAGUGCUGGGAUUACAGGCUUGAGCCACCGCGCCCGGCCUCUUUUUUUUUUUUUUUUUUUUACUGAUAUAUAAAGGCUUUUGUCUGUAAGGGUCAUACAUGGUCAUGUUCUAAAAUAUUUUUCCUAGGGUUCCCCCUUCCUUGCCAUUUUAUUUUGUUGAUGGGGAUUUGCUGUACCGAAACUUCAUUCUUAUCCAUCUCUCUGUCUCCAGUAAGUCAAAAUAUAUUUACAUAUGUGGGCUCCAAUAUCUUUGGUAGGAAAAGGAGAGUUCUUAAAGUACUCAUAAGUCCUUUUCAGUACUUAGAGGAACACUAAACUUGAUAGCAGUUGGUCAUUUCUGAUCAACUCUUGCUUUCUAGCUACUUGAGAAAUAACUUCUAGAUCUGAUUUUCCUUUUCUGAAAUAAGGAAGUUACUUUUAGUUAGAAGGUUCUGCACAUUUCGUUUUUUUUUUUUUUUUUUUUUUUUGUUUUUUUUUUUUGAGAGUUUUGCUCUUGUUGCCCAGGCUGGAGUGCAAUGGCACGAUCUCGGCUCACCACAACCACCGCCUCCUGGGGUCAAGCAAUUCUCCUGCCUCAGGCUCCUGAGUAGCUGGGAUUACAGGCAUGCACCACCACGCCUGGCUAAUUUUGUAUUUUUAGUAGAGAUGGGGUUUCUCCAUGUUGGUCAGGCUGGUCUCAAACUCCUGACCUUAGGUGGUCCACCGGCCUCCCAAAGUACUGGGAUUACAGGGGUGAGCCACUGCGCCCGGCUUGUUGGAGCAUUUUAUACCUAGUGUCAGUGGUGAUUACUACUUUGGAGAAAAAUACUUUGGCUAAUGGAUUGGAAUUAAUUUAUUACUGGGAGUAUGUAUUGUUUGUUUGUUGACUGGAUCUCGUAGCCCACUCCUGGCACGUAAAUGCUCAAUAAACUUCUCAAAUGAAGACAACCAUGUUUGUCCAUUAUAAAUCAAAUUCCAAAUGUUAACUACUGGUCUGGUCUGAUGAGAUUUUUUUUUUUUUUUUUUUUUUUGAGACGGAGUUUUGUUUUUGUUGCCCAGGCUGGAGUGCAAUGGCGCGAUCUCGGCUCACUGCAACCUCCACCUCCUGGGUUCAAGUGAUUCUCCUACCUCAGCCUCCUGAGUAGCUGUGAUUAUAGGUGUGCACCACCAUGCCUGGCUAAUUUUUGUAUUUUUAGUAGAGACGGGGUUUCACCAUGUUGGCCAGGCUGGUUUCGAACUCCUGACCUUAGAUGAUCCACGUGCCUCGACCUCCUAAAGUGCUGGGAUUACAGGCGUGAGCCACUGUGCCUGGCCCACGCCAGGCACAGUGAUAUUUAAAAAUGUGAUUUUUAAAUAUCACAUUUAAAAAUAUGUGAUAUUUUUAAAGAAUAUGAUAGCCCAGGCGCAGUGGCUUACGCCUGUAAUCUCAGCACUUUGGGACGAUCACUUGAGCCCAGGAGUUUGAAACAGGCUGCAGUCAGCUAUGAUCACGCCACUGCACUCCAGCCUAGGUGACAGAGACCCUGACUCUUAAAAAAAGUUGUGCUAGAAGACUUCAAGAUCUCCCCUAAAACUGUAUAGUCCUUUCCCUGGUGUUUUUGCUGAGCUAUAGAGUCCAGCCCUUUCUGUUACAGCAAUGAACCAUGAGAUUCAAAUACUGCUUUUUACUAAGUACUUACAGACUAAUGACAUAGGAGACCUCAUAGGCACCUGGCUGUUUUUAACCAGGCAGGCCUAAAUACACUGCCCAAGUGGCCCUUCUGUGUGGCAACAAAAUGGCUGUCAUAAAAUUGUGUCUGUGUGCAUUUAUCUUAUCACUGGGGGUGGUGAACAUUUGAGAAGGCACUUGACCUUUGAAAUGUGAAGUUUUAUGGAUUUCAGACUUGUAUUUUAAAAACUAUUUGUUAACUGUAA